Messenger RNA from Panicum hallii, 1457 nucleotides. RefSeq names its product protein TIFY 11f-like. Lineage: Eukaryota; Viridiplantae; Streptophyta; Magnoliopsida; Poales; Poaceae. The record is from RefSeq and is a predicted model, not a curated record. The transcript has 2 exons. Gene Ontology annotation, biological process: response to wounding; regulation of jasmonic acid mediated signaling pathway; regulation of defense response. Gene Ontology annotation, cellular component: nucleus. The coding region runs from base 134 to 1201 and encodes 355 amino acids.
AUCAAGCAUCCCUACCAAAACCGAAGACAUACACAAGAUUUGAUCAAUCCUCCUCUUCGCACAAGCCAAGAAUCCACCAGGGAUAUCGCUCCAACCGCGGAGCAGCAGCAGCAGCAGCAGAACAUCGCCGGAGAUGGCGGCAGCAGCGGCAACAACUCCUCCAGGCGCAGGCACGGGCAGCGGUAUCGCGUCGACCAGCCGGCGGUUCGCGGCGGCGUGCGGCGCGCUGGACUGGUACGUGAAGGCGGCCGAGCGGGCGCGGUCGGUGCGGCCCCUCCCCCUCAUGCCGGGCGCCGACGUCGACGCCUACGCCCCCGACGACGACGAGCAGGAGCAGCGCGUGGCGGGGCCGGCGCCAGCGCCGCUGACCAUCGCCUACGGCGGGCGCGUGCUGGUGCUCGACGACGUCCCGGCGGACAAGGCGGCGAAGCUGCUGCGCCUCGCCGCCACCGCGGCGCGUGGGGGAACCGUGGAGUCCCAGCGGAUCGCCGCGGACGACCUGCCGGUGGCGAGGAAGGCGUCGCUGCAGCGGUUCAUGGAGAAGCGCAGGGGCCGGGCCGCCGCGCGCGGGGCGCCGUACCGUCGACCAGAUGGCAGCGACGCGUGCCAUGACGACCAUCUCAAACUCGCGCUCUCAAAUCCUCCUCCUCCGGCGAUAGAGAGGAAGCUGCCCUACAAACUCCGAGGCGCGCGGCGGCAGCAGCAGUUGGCGAUCAUGCCGGUGACGGCGGCAGCGCCAGAAGCAGGCACCGGCGGCGGCCCCGCAACUACGACCAGCCGGUUCGCGGCGGCGUGCGGCGCGCUCAGCCAGUACGUCAGGGCGGCCGAGGCCGAGAGGAUCCGCGCCGGCGCGCGCCCUGCCGUGCCGGUGCAGCCCCUCGCCCUCAUGCCGGGCGCCGACGUCGACCACACCGGGGAGCCCGAGGCGGGGCCCGCGCCCGCGGCGCAGAUGACCAUCGUGUACGGCGGGCGCGCGCUGGUGCUCGACGACGUUCCCGCGGACAGGGCGGCGGACCUGCUGCGCCUCGCGGCGUCGGCGUCGGCGUCGGCGUCGGCGGGGCGGCUCUCCUCGGCUGCGGACCUGCUGCCGGUGGCGAGGAAGGCGUCGCUGCAGCGGUUCAUGGAGAAGCGGAAAGGGAGGGCCGCCGCGCGCGCCGAGCCGCCGUACCGUCGGCGCGACGAUCUCACGCUCGCGCUGUGAAUCUCUCUCUCUCUCUCUCUGCAUUAGAGAAUGCUGAAGCUGAAGCUAGUAGACUGUCUUCGCUUGGUAGUACCGCGAGUCCGCGAUCAUAUACAGGGGAUUGAUUGUUCUUGUGUGGUGGUGAAGCAAACAGAGCAAGCAAUGUAACGCAAGGAUAUGAGAAAUGUACUUGUACUGGAGAAAUUAUUUCUCUUUUCAGACUGAGAAAUGUUUUUUUAAUUCAGGAAGGCAGGGAGCAUUGAACAAGAUUGGUUUA